Papilio machaon (common yellow swallowtail) is the source of this 1017-nucleotide messenger RNA. It is a transcript of the gene Non3, whose product is annotated as ribosome production factor 2 homolog. The record is from RefSeq and is a predicted model, not a curated record. Gene Ontology annotation, molecular function: rRNA binding. Gene Ontology annotation, cellular component: nucleolus. The coding region runs from base 88 to 1014 and encodes 308 amino acids. Lineage: Eukaryota; Metazoa; Arthropoda; Insecta; Lepidoptera; Papilionidae. The transcript is spliced from 5 exons. Gene Ontology annotation, biological process: ribosomal large subunit assembly; maturation of LSU-rRNA from tricistronic rRNA transcript (SSU-rRNA, 5.8S rRNA, LSU-rRNA).
CAUUAGCAGUGAAUGUGUUUUAUUCAAACACGUGUUGAAUUUAAGUAUAUUAAAUAAUAACUCCUUUUGUGGCUAAACUUUACUCAAAUGGCUGUUAUUCAACGUAUAAAGAAACCUACAACGCGCAAAGGCAAAAAAGUUUUACUUUCCAAGGAACCAAAGCCUGUUGAAGGACCGAAGCAAUGUAUUUUUCUACAAGGUCGUAAUCCAUCAGACAAAACCAGAAAAUUAUUAAAAGAUGUAUAUGAACUGAAAAAGCCCGACGCCGCAUUUUUAAGCCGAAAAAAUGAUUUCGUACCCUUCGAAGAUGCCAGCCUUAUUGAGAAGAUGUGUUACAAAAAAGAAGCGGCUUUGUUUGGUGUUGGAUCACAUAGCAAAAAGCGUCCACAUAACAUAAUACUUGGAAGAACAUUUAACUAUGGAAUCUUAGAUAUGAUAGAAUUGGGUGCUGACAAAUUCAAAGCCAUGUCAGAGUUUCACAAUAUGAAGGUGUUGGCUGGACUCAAGCCCUGUUUGAUCUUCAAUGGUCCAGCAUGGGACUUGAAUCAAGAUUUAAAGAGAUUAAAAUCUUUGUUUAUUGAUUUCUUUCACAGAGAAAAGGUAGAAAGCAUAAGACUUCAAGGGUUGGAACAUGCUUUAAGUUUUACUGCAACAGAAAAUGGUUCAAUUUAUUUUAGAUCUUAUAGAAUUCUGCUAAAGAAAAGUGGGCAGCGAACACCCAGAGUUGAACUGGAGGAAAUAGGUCCCUCAAUAGAUUUCAAAUUGAGGAGAACUAAGUUGGCGUCAGAUGAUCUGUACAAGGAAUCUUGUAAGAUACCUCGUGAAGUGAAACCACUUACAAAGAAGAAUAUAUCAAAGGAUGCUUUCGGUACAAAACUGGGUCGCAUUCACAUUGGCAAGCAAGAUAUACCAAGAUUACAGACUCGCAAGAUGAAAGGUCUUAAGAAAACGCCAGAAGAAAAGAAGCUAAUGUUACGUAAGAAAAAGUUAGCAAGAAAACAGGCUACAGCAUAAUAA